AACAAAAAGUGCAAUGCUGACGCUCUCUCUGUGGCGUCGAGUACUCAACAAACAAAACUACUAAUGAUACCAAUUGCAUCAGAUGUUUUCAUUUCACUGCACCCUUCACGCUAUCAUUCACAACUUAGUUUUUCAGCACGAAAGGCAGACAAUGAGUCACGAUUUAAGAAUCUUGUGAAAUUCUGAUCAGUUUAAAGCUGUUUUAAUAUCGACAUUUUUCACAACGAAGGAAAAGGAACACAAACAGAAGUGCCUUCCCGCGAUGGUAGACAUCAACGACCUUUCCCCGGAGGUUCUGUCCCACAUUCUGGACUUCCUCGAGCCUAGAAGCUGGAAAGAGGCCUCCCAGGUUUGCCGUCGAUGGUACAAUAUUCUGAAGGGCGCCCGAUUCCAGAGCAAGUUACAGAUGCGAAUCAAUAAAACUUUCGUGGACCCGCCUACCGAGCAGGAAAAGAGUGCCUUAACCCAUUGCCGGAAUCUGAUGAUCACCCAGUGGGACGAAGCGUUAGACUAUAACUGGGUCGGUUUCGAUGAGGACGACGAGGAUGAUGAUACAGACGAGGACGAAGAAGAGAACAGCGAGGAGAAUUUUCGCAGAAUUAACGUGGUUGAGUUCAAGUACCUGUUUGAACCCUCGCCAGAGUACCACAUUGGUGAGCUGUUGUAUAGCCAGGAGUUGAAUUUGGAAAGCCUCGAGUUGAGUAGUACGUUCGCCGGAUGUCGUUACAUCCUCGAAGACCGCAUUCAACAGUUCAAAAAUCUAACAGAACUCAUCCUUGACAUCACGGGCAAUCGUGUAUAUGGCCCAAUCAAGAGGGACCAUACGUCCUGGGUGCUUCGUCACGACCGAGUACGAAACCUCAAGCUAUUUUUCGACCAGCAGAUGAACAACUUCACCGUCAUCACCCCCUCUAUAAACAGCCUCAGAUUGCGUUCCUUGACCAUCUUCAGCCUGCCUUUCGUCACCUCGUACGCCAGCCAACUCGCCCGUGUCGACCUGGAGCUCGAAAAUCCCGGACUCAUCAAUGACUUUUUUGCGCUGAAAUUCCCCUCCCUAACGCAACUUCGGUUGCAGAUAGAUGGCGAUCAGGACGAGCAGGAGCGCUAUGCCCUACAUCAGCAUCACCACUACGCUGACGCCUAUCUCGAUGUGGAAUUCGUCAAAAGUAUGCCAAAGUUGAAAUACUUUCGCUGUGAAAGCCACAUGCUGUUCUACCGGAUGGCGGCGGCCUUCGCCAAGUUUGGUCAAUCCCAGCUGGAGGAUUUCAAGCUGGACUGGUUGCACUUUAACGCAGAGCAGCUGGAGAAGCUACAGGGGCUGCCACGUUUGAAAAUCUUCAAAAUGCGUCGCUGCGAGAUCCUUGGCCCGCCGGAGACUCCCCACAUCCUAACUCGCCUGCACCUGCCCUACCUGGAAGAACUUUCGCUGGUGUACAACAAGUCGCAAAUCGUGUUCGACGAAGGGCUAGUCGGACUCAAAAAGCUUAAAAUAACCGUUGAGACGAGCAAAAAUCACAAAAUCCUCUACAAAAUCUGCAACAACCUCCCGAAUCUGGAACAUUUGCGGAUUUGUUUGAACGCCAGGCUGGUCAACACGGCCUUCCGCCACCUGGACCGGCUGACCAAGCUGCAAUCGAUUCGGGUGGACAACGUGCAGUUGAACGAGCGGCUCUGGCAGUACUGUCCUAAGAUGGCCGGCGUGCGCAAGCUGGUCUUCACCAACGGCAGGCUAACCAUGGGUUCCUUGAAGGCCGCUGCAAGGCUCUUUCCGGCGCUUAAUGAGCUGUACCUGGACGAGUGCUAUUUCCAAAACUGUGAUGAAGAAGUAAACGGCGUGGAGCAAGAGGAAAGCGAUAGUGAGGAGGAUGAAAGUAUUAAGGUGCAAUACCAGGAGCGUGUGAGGCAGUAUUUUCCUAAGUGUAGAGUUUCGUUUAGACACUCAGUGUAUUUGAAAAGCAGAUACGAGUAACAUUGUUGAUUGUUUAAGAUAACUUUUAAAGUGUUUCCUUACCAUUUGUUG
Messenger RNA from Culex quinquefasciatus (southern house mosquito), 2020 nucleotides. RefSeq lists its product as uncharacterized. Gene Ontology annotation, molecular function: protein binding. Lineage: Eukaryota; Metazoa; Arthropoda; Insecta; Diptera; Culicidae. The transcript has 3 exons. The coding region runs from base 263 to 1969 and encodes 568 amino acids. The record is from RefSeq and is a predicted model, not a curated record.